UUUGUUCUCUAUCUUUGUUCUAAAACCCUAUCCCUAAUUCAUCGCACAAACCCUCGAGAUCUCCUCCCAAUGGCCGAGCCCGAGAUCGCCGCCGCCGAGAUCCCCCCACCCACCGACCUGGAUGCCUCGGCCUCGGCGCCGGAACCCAUCACCACGGCGCCAGAGCCCAUCACCUCAGCGCUGGAGCCCAUCGCCACGGCGCCCGAGACUCGAGACGGAGAGGAGAGUCCCAAGAAGCCCGAGGAGGAUGAGGCUUCCUUAGCGGCGGAUCACAAGAGGAAACAUGAGGAACUGGAGCCCCAGGUGGACGAGUCGGCCCCAGCUCCGAUAUUGGAGGCGCCUGCCGAUGAGGCCUCGAAGGAGGAUGAUGGUGGCGAGAGUGAAGCGAAGCGGCAGCGUGUGGAUGGCGAUGCUGAUGGUGCAGCAGUUGAUGGAGCAAACGAGGCACAUGAGCUGGAAGCCCCUGCAGUUGGGAAUGGACAACUAUCUUCAGCUGAGAAUGUGGAGCUGGAGAAUGCUGAGGAUGUUCAGAAUCCUGAUUCUCUUGUUUCAGAGGAAGGCAAUGAUCCUUCUGCUUAUGGGGCUUCAACGUCUCGCAAGAUUGAAGUUCCAAGCAACAAGGUUGGUGUUCUCAUUGGUAAAUCUGGUGAAACAAUCAAGAAUUUGCAAAUCAAUUCUGGGGCAAAGAUUCAAAUCACAAGGGAUGCUGAUGCUGAUCCACGUUCUGCAACUCGACCUGUGGAACUUAUAGGGAAACUAGAAGAUAUCAACAGGGCUGAACGGCUGAUUAAGGCUGUUAUUGCUGAGGCUGAUGCUGGGGGUUCUCCUUCACUUGUGGCACGUGGUUUUGACACCACACAAACUGGUGCUGAGCAAGUUGAGAUACAAGUUCCGAAUGAGAAGGUAGGAUUGGUAAUUGGGAAGGGUGGUGAAACAAUCAAGAAUCUGCAAACUAAAUCAGGUGCUCGUAUUCAGUUAAUACCACAACAUCUUCCUGAAGGUGAUUUAUCCAAGGAGAGGACUGUCCGGGUAACUGGAAACAAAAGACAAAUUGAGGUUGCAAAAGAAUUGAUCAAAGAUGUUUUGAACCAGGUUCCAACAAGGCCAUCAUCUCUCUCAGGUGGGUAUAACCAGCAAAGUUUCCGUGCUCGUGGCCCCACUACCUCAAAUCAAUGGGGCCCUCGUGCUCCACCCCAAUCACAGAUGGGUGGUGGCUAUGACUACCAACAGAGAGGUAUGUACCCAUCGCAAAACCAGCAAUAUCCAUCCCAGCCAUAUGGUGGUUAUUCCCAACAGCCUCCACCAAGAAGCAGCUUUGGCUCUGGCUGGGAACAAAGGCCUGGUGGUUCUGCUCCGCCAGGUAGCUAUGACUACUAUGGUCAAGGAGGCCGACCAAUUGAUGGCCAACCACCGAAUGUUCCUGCCCAAGCUCCUCCAUCUUCAAAUUACCAUUAUGGCCAGCCUCAAGGACCAAUGUAUGGCCAGCCACCUCCAUAUGGACAAUCAGCCCCUGCCCAGCCGACCUAUGGACAUGGGUAUGAUGAGCCAAAAUAUGAUGGUCAAGCCCCCAAUCACCAAUACUAUGGACAACCACCAACGGGUGCUCAAUCAGGUGCUUAUUCCCAACAAGCCGGUGGGCCACCGUCAGGCUAUGGACAGCAACCUUAUGGUAAGCCGCCAUAUGAUGUUAGCUCUCAGGGAGUGCCACAGUCAUAUGGCCCGCCAAGAGCUAAUCAGCCAGCAGAUUCUAUGUACCAUGGGCCUACACCGACCUAUGGAUCCGGUGGACCUCAGUCAUAUCCAUAUGGUUCUGGUGCUCCAGCACAGCCACCGCCUUCUUAUGGCCAGCCAUAUGGCCCAAGCUCUGGUACUGUAGAUGGGUAUAAUCAGCAGCCUGCUGGAUACUCGCAACAUGGUGGUCAGACUGCUCCUGGGUAUGGCCAAGGCGGACAGCCCGCACCCGCGUAUCCUCAACAAGGUGCCCCACCGACAGGAUACGGACAAUACCCACCCUCACAGCCGGGCUAUGGUGACCAGGCAGCCACGAACAAUGCAAACUAUGGGUACCAGGGAGUAUCAACUGAUGGGAGCUAUGGUAAUAAUGCCCCAAAUGCAGGAUAUGGUACCGCUCCGGCCAGUGGCCAGCCAGGCUAUGGCCAAGCCGGUUAUGGCCAGCCACCGCCAACCAUGCCGGGCUAUGAUCAAUCAGCGGCAACCCAGCAGCCUGGUUAUGGGGCUCAUCCUAGUGGUGCACCGGCUACUUACACAAAGAGUUUGUCACCCCAGCCUGGCUACGGCAGUGCUCAGUAUGAUUCUGCUCAGAUGUAUGGCCACCAUUAAGGUUAACAUGAUAUCAUGACAUAGAAAAGCUUGGCUACAAUAGGUACUCCAUUUGGUAAAACUAGUUUAGGUCUGCUUCAUGUGUUGUCAAAAGCUUGUCUUGGUGUCAUUGGACAACAAUUUCCGGUGCUUCUUUAACCUUGUCCACUUAUUUUCACUUUUUAUCUAAUACUUUGCGAUUUUAUAGUUUUGUCUCUCGGCUGUAUGCCCUUAACUCCUUUCAGAACAGCUCAUGCUCAUGGUUUUAAUUUAUCUCUGCAUUUUAUUUCUUGCUUGACAAA
Messenger RNA from Dioscorea cayenensis subsp. rotundata (Guinea yam), 2621 nucleotides. RefSeq names its product far upstream element-binding protein 2-like. The record is from RefSeq and is a predicted model, not a curated record. Gene Ontology annotation, biological process: regulation of gene expression. Lineage: Eukaryota; Viridiplantae; Streptophyta; Magnoliopsida; Dioscoreales; Dioscoreaceae. Gene Ontology annotation, molecular function: mRNA binding. Gene Ontology annotation, cellular component: cytoplasm.